This is a messenger RNA of Oldenlandia corymbosa var. corymbosa, 1780 nucleotides long. NCBI's taxonomy places the organism in Eukaryota, Viridiplantae, Streptophyta, Magnoliopsida, Gentianales, Rubiaceae. The record is from the annotation of a GenBank genome assembly.
AUUUGAAUACUUUUCUCCAAACUGAGCUUCUAGCUUGUUCUUUAGAAACCCUAGAUGUUUGCUCUUCAAUUCAUCUAGAGUGAAUGAGAAGAAAAUCACAUUUGUCGCAAGAAGUUAAAUCAAACUAGCAAUAAUAUUAGUCUUAUAAUAAUAGAUCUCAAUAGGCAUCAAGAUUAUAACAUUGUAGUACGUAGUUAGGAAAAACCAUUUUAUUUUGCGAUCAAACUCUCACUGUAAUUUGUUGUAACCAUUAAUCUAAUUUUUAAUAAUCAAAAUUAUUUUGCCUCGUAAUUUGCACGGCGGAGACUAACUGCCGAAACCUCUCUAAAACCCAUACCCCACCCCCACCACCACCACCAUAUCGCUCCACCCAUCACCUCCGAACGGAAAAAAGAAACCACUGACAGACACUCGCCGGAAAUGGAUUAGCCGAAAUUUCCAUUUUCCGACUCAAAAAGCUCUCAGCUAACAAAGGUAAAGAAGAUGGGUUUGAAUUUUAGUGGAUUGAGUUUUAACCCCAAUUUCAACCGGGGUGGCGGAAAUCGGGAGGUGGGUGGUGCCGAGGUGGGCUGCUUAGCGAGGGCGAGAGCUUGUAUUGGGGAUUCAGUCACUGCUGUCCGAAAUUAUUGGCAGAAUUCAGGCGUUCAAUCACCUCGGACUAGGGUUUCUUGGUUUGAUUGGGGGUUGUUGCAGAAACUCAAGACUCUGUCUAGGUUUAUCUUUGGAAUUCCAACUUGGGUGUUCUCGAUUGUUUGUCUGGUUCUUCUGGCAUUUGGGUCUUAUUCUUUCAUAUCCAAUACUCAGGAUGGUCUUAAAUUGAGUUGCUACACCCUGACUGGUUUCAAAGGCAUCGAUUGUGAACUGAAUCUAAAAUUUACGAUUCUGACUGCUUUCCUGUUUUGGCUGGCUUGUAUUCUGCUCUGUGCCUUAAUUGGUUUACUGCAUUUCAUGGUGGGAAAGAUCUUGAUCAGGAAUGAAAAUGUUGGUAACUGGGUAAGCGUGGGGAUAAAAGCGAUUCUGGUGGCCCUGUUUCCUAUGGGCUCUACCUGUUUGCAAAAUGUGAUGCAGCCUGAACCAUCUGCAUUUGUUCCCUUGUUGAUCAUCACUUGGUCUGUUUAUGUUGCUCUGGCUCUAUUCGGCUGGCAGGAAGAUUUUUCUUUGGUUGAUUGUUUUGGGAGUUUCAACCUUGCUGUUGCCUUUAUUAUGUAUCCCCAACAUCCUUUGUCGCUUUUGGUUUCCUGCCUCAGUACUACUUUUAAGGUUGUUUUGCCGGAGGUGAUUGAGGCGUGGAGGAAUUGGGCAGACAUCCCUGAUCCUGUUUAUUCGGCUAAUCCUCUCAAUCAGCCUUUCAUAAAAAAUCCUUCGCAGCACUCCACUGAAGCUCACUUCAACAAUGAGGCUGAAGUGUCAUCAUGAUUGGAGAACACUCUCAAAGAAAUGUGAGAACCAUGAAGUGAAGAGAAAACUAAGAUGAGAUUGCUGGAAGUUUUAUCAAGUGUUAAAGCUGUGUAAAAUCUUUACUGCAGAAGACAUUCAUCAGAAUCUAAAGUUGUCCUGUUUUGUUUAAAGUUUAGUAUUGAAUAUGUGGUGGAAACAGUUGAAGUCAUUGUAAACUUUGUUUUUGCUCUCCUCCUAGAAUGUUUGCGGGAACUGUCAAUGCAUUAGGAGGAAUGACUAUCUAACUACUCUUUGAAUGCUCUAGUAAUUCAUGCAUGGUUGAUUGAAAAAUGGAUGUUUUUUUGGCCCUGGUUAAGGCUCUGAACAUUGCUUUUAUCGGAAG